Molecule: messenger RNA, 3397 nt
Organism: Talpa occidentalis (Iberian mole)
Lineage: Eukaryota; Metazoa; Chordata; Mammalia; Eulipotyphla; Talpidae
Gene: AK5
Product: adenylate kinase 5
Exons: 14
Coding region: 234-1922 (562 amino acids)
Biological process (GO): nucleoside triphosphate biosynthetic process; ATP metabolic process
Cellular component (GO): cytoplasm; cytosol
Molecular function (GO): nucleoside diphosphate kinase activity; AMP kinase activity; ATP binding
Source: RefSeq, a predicted model, not a curated record
AACCCGGGAAGCCGCUGCUCCGAGCCCGCAGCUCCUGCGCGGGGAACAGCACCAAAUCGCGGGCGGCGGGGGCGCCGAGGGGGCUGUGACCUCGGCGGGCAGAGCUGAGCGUGAGUGUCUGCGGGUGAGCGCGAGGCUGCACCCUUGCUCGGCGCGGACCCCGCCAGCUGGCCUCAGUUCUCCGCAGCCCGGGAACCUCCCCGCCUGCGCCCCGGGGCACGCGCGGCAGAGCCAUGAACACCAACGAUGCCAAGGAAUACCUGGCCCGGAGGGAAAUCCCGCAGCUUUUCGAGAGCCUUUUGAAUGGACUGAUGUGUUCAAAGCCUGAAGACCCAGUAGAGUACUUGGAAAGUUGUUUACAGAAAGUGAAAGAACUGGGUGGCUGUGACAAGGUGAAAUGGGACACAUUUGUUAGCCAGGAAAAGAAGACCCUACCCCCACUCAAUGGGGGACAAUCACGGAGGUCCUUUCUAAGAAAUGUAAUGCCUGAAAAUUCAAACUUUCCUUAUCGGCGUUAUGAUCGUCUCCCUCCAAUCCAUCAAUUUUCCAUAGAAAGUGACACGGAUCUCUCUGAGACUGCGGAAUUAAUUGAGGAGUAUGAGGUUUUUGAUCCUACUAGACCUCGACCAAAAAUCAUUCUUGUCAUAGGUGGUCCAGGAAGUGGAAAGGGUACUCAAAGUUUGAAAAUUGCAGAGCGCUAUGGAUUCCAAUAUAUUUCGGUGGGAGAAUUAUUAAGAAAGAAGAUCCACAAUACCAGCAGCAAUAGGAAAUGGAGUCUUAUUGCCAAAAUAAUUACAACUGGAGAACUGGCCCCACAGGAAACAACAAUUACUGAGAUAAAACAGAAAUUGAUGCAAAUACCUGAUGAAGAGGGCAUUGUUAUUGAUGGAUUUCCAAGAGAUGUUGCCCAGGCUCUAUCUUUUGAGGACCAAAUCUGCACUCCUGACUUGGUGGUAUUCUUGGCUUGCGCCAAUCAGAGACUCAAAGAAAGAUUGCUGAAGCGCGCAGAGCAGCAGGGGCGGCCUGACGACAAUCUGAAAGCUACCCAGAGGAGAUUAAUGAACUUCAAGCAGAACGCAGCUCCAUUAGUGAAAUAUUUCCAAGAAAAGGGGCUCAUCAUGACAUUUGAUGCUGACCGAGAUGAAGAUGAGGUAUUCUCUGACAUCAGCAUGGCAGUUGACAGCAAGUUAUUUCCAAACAAAGAGGCUGCAGCAGGUUCGAGUGACCUUGAUCCUUUGAUGAUGUUGGACACUGGAGACAUUAUUGACACAGGGUCUGAUUAUGAAGAUCAGGGUGAUGACCAGUUAAAUGUCUUUGGAGAGGACACCAUGGGAGGUUUCAUGGAGGAUUUGAGGAAGUGUAAAAUUAUUUUCAUGAUUGGUGGCCCUGGAUCCGGCAAAGGCACACAGUGUGAAAAACUGGUGGAAAAAUAUGGCUUUACAUACCUCUCAACUGGUGCACUCCUGCGUAAUGAGCUGGCAACAGAAUCUGAAAGGAGCAAAUUGAUCAGAGACAUUAUGGAACGUGGAGACCUGGUGCCCUCCGGUUUCAUUCUAGAGCUCCUGAAGGAGGCCAUGGUGGCCAGCCUCAACGACACCAAGGGCUUCUUGAUUGACGGUUAUCCUCGGGAAGUGAAGCAAGGGCAAGAGUUCGGACAUAGGAUUGGAGACCCGCACUUGGUGAUCUGUAUGGACUGCUCGGCGGACACCAUGACCAACCGCCUUCUGCAGAAGAGCCAGAGCAGCCCUCGUGCGGGCGACAGCACCACCACCAUCGCCAAGCGCCUUGAAACCUACUACCGAGCGUCCAUCCCGGUGAUCGCCUACUACGAGACGAAAACUCAGCUACACAAGAUAAACGCAGAAGGCACACCAGAGGAAGUCUUUCUUCAACUCUGCACAGCUAUUGACUCUAUUUUCUGAAGGCAACAAUGCAGAGGAGAGUGGAGACAGAAAAAUACUGAAAGGUUCAUCCCUUAAACAGUUAUGUUUCAAAUUAAUCCUUCGUGUCCCCCCAAUCCUGACAUCGCUAUUUGCUCCCUAGCUUGCCCUGUCUGAGAGGGGUCUGGAAAUCAUGCAUGGUGUAUUGGUAUUAUCCAACUUUUUCUUCAUAAUUCAGAGCUACCUGCACUCACUGCACACUUUUCUAUAUAAUGUAGGUUGUGCCAGAGCUAAGCUAGUGUGUGAAUCGCCGGUCCUGUCGGUUGUGACCUCAAGACUUGCUAGAGUCUGAUUAUAUGGUUCUACUCUUUUAUCAGUUAGAUAGCGAUGCUAACUCUCUAUGAUAUCUUCCUUCCUCUCCCCAAGAUUUAUAUGCUGUUGUCUGAUGAAGGCCCUUAAUGUGUGUUUUGUGUUUGGGGGUGGGAGGGGUAGGCAUAGGCAUCUUCUUCUGGUGGCUAGUAGUCACCUUGACACCCAACAACUAGUCACUCAGAGCCAGAAACUGGGUUGACAAUGCUGUUGGUAAGAAAUUCGAUAAAAUUUUAACAAAUUUGCUAAGAAAUUUAAUGUGAGGUUGCAUAGCUUUUGCAAGACAGAAAAACCCAACUAGACAUCAAUAACAUUUUGAGGGAACUAAAAUAUGAAUAUUGUCAUAUGGCAAAGAGAAUAAAUUGGAUAAAUUGACCUACUGUCUCCUAAACCUAGUGGUGCAUUUCCACAAUUAUAAAUUAAUACCAAUAACUAACUGUAAAUGAAAAGCAUGAGGUGAUUUGCUAUUGCACUCAAGGAACAAAUGUCAAUUCGUAAUUUCAAUUAAAUCACCUGUUUACUCACUAUUGUUGUCAAGUUAUAAAACUGAUGUGAUGGGAGGGGCAUAUCAGUACAUACUGCGUAACAGAUUCCGAUGUUGUAUGUUUUACAAGGGCCUUUUUCAGGGGUUUGCAGACCUCGUCAUACCUGUAUGUAAAAUUGUGUCUCUUUGCAUCAAACCAGUGAAGUCUAGGUUCUCUUUUGUGUUAUCAGUUGCCAGAUCAGAGCUUCUUAUAUAUUCUACUGAACUAAUUGCAUCUUCCAUUCAGUCACUACAAAAUUCAGUUUCAGUUUGCAUGAUUUUUUUUUUAAAUGGUUGUGCAGGCAAGGAUCCAUUUCUGGGACAGAAUUGUAUUUUUAAAGUCUUUUUUUUUUUUUCUUGAAAUGGAUAUGUACAAAUAAAAUAAAUGGAACACAGGAUAAGUUUUUCUAUUUAUUUGUAAUUCACAUCAUUCUGGAAAGCAUUUGAAGCCUUAUUCCAAACAGAAUGAGAAGCAAACACAGUAAUAGUUGAGAUUUAUGAUAUGCUCAUAUGGUUUUAAUUUUGGCAAGAAAUCAACUUCGAACUAUUACAAAGAGAACUCUCAGUGUAAUCAUGAUACAUGGUAAUUUUCAUAUUUCCUUUUUCUCUAGCAGUCAUUCUGGAC